Molecule: messenger RNA, 2218 nt
Organism: Sesamum indicum (sesame)
Lineage: Eukaryota; Viridiplantae; Streptophyta; Magnoliopsida; Lamiales; Pedaliaceae
Source: RefSeq, a predicted model, not a curated record
AUUUUCAAGACACCCCACCCCCUCCCACCUUCUUCACCACCCUCUCGUUCUCCCAUCUUUUUCUUGCAAAAUCCAAGUAAAAGAGUAAAAACCCCUUCUGAAAAAUCACUUGUUUCUAAAUUUUUAGUUUUUUAUUUUUUGGGAAUCUAUUUGUAGUUAUUUAGCUCAAUAAAUGCAAAAAGUAGUGUUUCAGACAAGCUGGUUCUUUUGUUGUUGAUGAUUCCAGAGGGAGGGUCACUACAACUCUUCAUUUACCUCAUUCAUUAAUUUCUCUAACUUUUUUUCCUCAGCUUAACUAUUAAUUGUUUCCAGAAAAUCAUUUGUUCUUCAUCUGGGAUUUUCCUCCCGGAGACCCUUUACCGGCAUGGAGGCGAUCCGGCGGCAGCUUGCGAGAUCUUCGCUGGUGGCGCUCUUCUUCGCCGUCCUCACCGUCGGCGCGUUCAUUUGCACGCGCUACCUCGACUCCUCCUCUGCAGAUUCCAAAGUUGAGCGCGCUUGAACCUGAGUAGUAUUAGGAUGGGUGACCUCUUGGAGAUGGUAGAAAUGAACUGGAAGUGGAAGGAAUUUCCUUGUCAAAUAUUUGAUGGACAGAAGUUCCUCACAGAAUCCAAUACUAACCACUAAAACGGUUCAUGAUUUCCCUUCCGAAACUCCUCAAAACCACCAGAACACUCCUAAGACCAUAGAUAUCCCACUCAACUGUUCCCUCGGCAACAUGUCUCGGACCUGCCCUGCCAAUUACUACCCAUCUAAGAUCUUUGUUGAAGAUCAAAGCCUUUUGUCAGCGCCGCCUCCGUCUUGUCCCGAUUACUUCCGUUGGAUUUAUGAUGAUUUAUGGCCGUGGAGGGAGACAGGCAUUACUAGAGAAAUGGUUAUGAGUGCCAGUCGAACGGCUAAUUUCCGGUUGGUGAUAUUGGAUGGGAAAGCUUACGUGCAAACGUACAGAAAAUCGUUUCAGAGUCGGGACACAUUUACGCUAUGGGGGAUCCUGCAGUUGCUGAGGAGGUACCCCGGCAAAGUGCCUGAUUUGGACUUAAUGUUCGAUUGUGUUGAUUGGCCGGUCAUCAAAAAAGAAACUUUUAAAGGUCCCAAGUACCCCGCACCACCACCGUUGUUCCGAUACUGUGGGGACGAUUCCUCAUAUGAUAUCGUCUUUCCAGAUUGGUCGUUCUGGGGCUGGCCAGAGAUUAACAUAAAACCAUGGGAGGCAUUGUCUGAGGACCUAAAGGAAGGUAAUAAGAGGAUUGGAUGGACGGACAGGGAGCAGCAUGCUUAUUGGAAAGGCAAUCCAACAGUUGCGGCCACCAGGAUGGACUUGCUCAAGUGCAAUGUUACGGAUAAGCAGGAUUGGGGCGCUCGCGUCUUUGCUCAGGACUGGCUGAAAGAACAAAAAGAGGGUUAUAAGCAAUCAGAUUUAGCGAGCCAAUGCGCUCACAGAUACAAAAUCUACAUUGAAGGAUCUGCGUGGUCAGUGAGUGAGAAAUACAUUCUAGCUUGCGAUUCCGUCACACUACUCGUAAAGCCUUAUUACUACGACUUCUUCACGAGAAGUUUGAUGCCUUUGCAACAUUACUGGCCAAUUAAGGAUGAUGACAAGUGCAGAUCCAUUAAACACGCAGUCGACUGGGGAAAUAGCCAUCAACAAGAGGCUCAGGCCAUCGGCAAGAGAGCAAGCAAUUUCAUUCUAGACGAGCUGAAGAUGGACUACGUUUACGACUACAUGUUCCAUCUCUUGAGCGAGUAUGCCAAGCUCUUAAAAUACAAGCCCACCGUGCCUAAGAGAGCUGUCGAACUCUGUUCGGAGGCAAUGGCCUGCCCUUCGCAAGGAUUCGAGAAGAAAUUCAUGACGGAUUCUCUAGUUAAAGGUCCGAGUGUUUCGAACCCAUGCACGAUGCCUCCACCGUACGAUCCCGCAUCUCUUCAUUCUGUUAUUGAAAGAAAAGAUAGUGGCAUAAAGCAAGUAGAGACGUGGGAAAAAGAAUACUGGCAGAAUCAGAACAAGCAGAUGUAGGAAAAAGAAUACUGGCAGAAUCAGAACAAGCACAGAUGUAGGAACCUUACAACAUCUUUUCCUUCUUUGUUUCCUGCAGUUACAUACAAAUGAAUGUAUAAAUUUGUCUCUUCUUAUACUAUGUUUAUCCAAAUUAAAUGAUGCAUCCCAUGACCUAAUAAAACCCAAGAAAAACUAUGCAAUGCAAUUCCGAUUCUUUAUUCUGAA